Messenger RNA from Limulus polyphemus (Atlantic horseshoe crab), 1296 nucleotides. Its product is annotated as potassium voltage-gated channel protein Shab-like. The transcript has 2 exons. The annotation marks the transcript as partial. The record is from RefSeq and is a predicted model, not a curated record. Gene Ontology annotation, molecular function: protein binding; delayed rectifier potassium channel activity. Gene Ontology annotation, cellular component: voltage-gated potassium channel complex; membrane. Lineage: Eukaryota; Metazoa; Arthropoda; Merostomata; Xiphosura; Limulidae. Gene Ontology annotation, biological process: potassium ion transmembrane transport; protein homooligomerization.
AACCAAUGGAUCAUUUUAAAUGUUGGCGGUGUUAGACAUCAAGUGUUAGGACGGACUUUAGACCGACUACCACAGAGCCGGCUAGGCCGUUUAAGACAGUGCAGCAGUACCACAGAAAUACUUAAGAUUUGUGACGAAUAUUAUCCCGAGGUGAACGAGUUUUUCUUUGAUCGCCAUUCUGGAGCGUUUAGUGCUAUUCUAAAUUUUUACCGCACCGGCAGGCUCCAUCUAGGGGGCGAUAUGUGCGUUUUUUCGUUCAAAGAUGAUCUUGAUUACUGGGAAAUUGACGAGAACUACAUGGAGCCGUGUUGUCUGCAGAGAUACAACCAGAAUAAAGAAUCGCUUCUAGCAGACCUUAACGUUGAACGUGUUACUGAAGAAAAGGAAAGAUUUGGAGAUGGAAGAGUUUCCUUUUACAAGACAUUACUUUGGAACCUGAUGGAGAAACCAACGUCAUCUUUUGCUGCUAGAAUUUUUGCUGUGGUGUCCGUUCUCUUCAUCAUUUUAGCUACCAUUGUGCAAAUAGUAAACACCAUCCCCAAUGUGCAGACGAAAACAACCGAUGGACAUUUGGAAGAAAACUUUUAUUUAGUGGUGGUGGAAGAAGUCUGCAUUGCUUGGUUCACCCUCGAAUAUCUUCUCAGAUUUACAUCAUCACCACGUAAGUGGCUGUUCUUUAAGAGUCCGCUGAAUAUUAUCGAUUUGAUGGCUAUUUUGCCGUACUAUGUUUCCUUGAUUCUUAUUGGAUUAGACAAUGACGCGGCCCAGUUUGAAGACGUUCGACGAAUUGUUCAAGUUUUUCGCUUGAUGAGGAUCCUCAGAGUUCUUAAACUGGCUCGUCACUCUACGGGGUUACAAAGUUUUGGGUACACAAUGCAGCACAGUUAUAAAGAACUGGGGCUGUUGGUUUUGUUCAUUGCCAUUGCCGUUAUACUCUUCUCCAGCCUUGUGUAUUACGCAGAGAAGGAAGACCCUACAACAAAGUUCACUAGUAUCCCCAUGACAUUUUGGUGGGCGUGUAUCACUAUGACAACUGUCGGCUAUGGGGACAUGUAUCCCAUCACUCCACUUGGCAAACUGUUGGGUAGUAUUUGUUGUAUCUGUGGUGUAUUGGUUAUUGGACUGCCUGUUCCCAUAAUUGUAAACAACUUUGCUGAUUUCUAUACAAAUCAAGUCCGACGCCAGAAAGUUCUUGAAAGAAAGAAGUCUAUUAAAGAUGCCAAGGAUGCCGGUAAACUUCCCCCUCUACUUCCUUUACAAGAUGAUGAUCGGAAAAUUUCCUCGGGAGGCAUUUAA